GUUGCCACUUCGGACACAGAAGCGGAGGUCUACUUCAGUCGGUCGUCAUCAUCGUGUACAAGUAGCACGAGUCAGCGAGAAGAGUCGUCUGUCUUUGUGUUUCAUCGUCGUCAAUGAGUUUUCGUUUAUCCGCCAAUAAAAGACAUCGGGUGUUUCGGUUCGUUUAUAUCCGCCAAUAAAAAACAUCGGGUGUUUCGGAUUGUCUUCGGUUUUUAGGGCGAUAGAAAUGCUUCUUUCAAGAUUGAGGUACUACGUCUUGCAUGUUCAACUUUUCGAGACUGAUCGAGCGAAUCAAAGGAUUAGGAAAGACAAUCUCGACUACGCAAAAUUGAGGAAAACUCGGACAACUCCGGCAAAUAUUUGAAAAGUAUUCGUAAAUAGGGCUCGUUUAUCGUGACGGAAAGAGAUCUUCGUCCUCAAAUCUACUGCAAAAACAGCAAUAAUUCCGGACAGAACUGUGAUUAGUCUAUCGAGUAUUAUCUGAGCCGUGAGGACGGGAGUAUUAUCUGAGCCGUGGUGGGGAGGGGCUCGAUUGCUCAACAUGAAUUGAUAAAGUAAUUUCAGUGAGUGUCAACAAUUUGCUGACACUGAAAACUGGUCCCUGAAGAUUUACAAUAUCUACUUCAUUCGUGACCAAGUGAAAAUUUGCACCACUUCAUCAAUGAUCAACAUGUUUACCUCGUAAGUGCUUUACAAAGAGACAGCCCAGCAAAAUGAGUUCGCGAAGCGGGGGGUCCGCUCGUGGUGGGAUCGACAAGACGGUCGGAAGCACGAUCGACGGGUCUGCUGCACCAGCACCGACGCCUCCUGGUUCUGGAAAAGGGAGUGCUACGAAAAGUUCAGCGCUCAUGCUACCUGGCACCGAGGAGAUGGAGGUGCAGGACUGGUUAGAACUUUGGGGAAUCGGCUAUGGACAAUGGAAGGUAUCCCAUUGCGCUAACGGGAUAUGGGCUGCAGACGGUGCAGAACUACUUCUUCUUUUAUGGGGUUACAGUCAACGUGAACGUACUAGUACUUGUUGCAUUUUUUAGAUGGAGAUUUAGAUACUUGCAUAUUUACUUCUGCUCCAAACUACUUGCUAAAUAAGAUGUAGAAUGAAUGAUUAAGAUUAUGCUGUUAUUAAGAUUAUGUCUAUCAUCUUUCCCGGAGAAGCUCCUACAGGUGACAUGUCUCUAUGGUGACUUUAAUACUAAAACUGCAUAUUUUUACAUGCAUCCUCUCCUCGUCCUCUGUCUCGUCUAAUUCCGGGUUCCCUAGUUCGAGCAGUCACCGAAGAAUGGAAUUUUUCGGCUUUUGAGCGGGGCGCGAUUGUAGGCGUCGUUUUUAUCGGCGUCUUUUUUGGAAAUCUCCUAAGUGGAACACUUGGAGAUGCGAUUGGUACUAGAAAAAUUUUUUCUAUCCCAAUGAAGAUCGACGAGAUGGGGUCGAAAAGAAUACCGGUACCAGAGCCAGACACUUUCGUUUAA
Messenger RNA from Amoebophrya sp. A25, 1466 nucleotides. The record is from the annotation of a GenBank genome assembly. Lineage: Eukaryota; Dinophyceae; Syndiniales; Amoebophryaceae.